This is a messenger RNA of Physcomitrium patens, 3810 nucleotides long. NCBI's taxonomy places the organism in Eukaryota, Viridiplantae, Streptophyta, Bryopsida, Funariales, Funariaceae. The record is from RefSeq and is a predicted model, not a curated record.
GGUGGGGUUUGGGCUGUGUUAUGUUGUGCAUGCGCCCUCGCGUGCGGGAGGCCCUGGGGUGGGUGAUCCGCCGAGGAUGACCCCUCGGGCGUGGCGCAGGAUGCAGCAGGGGGCCGACUAGAGGGGCCUGGCUGGGGCAUCCAUCUGGGAGCAGUAGCACGCGAGGUGGGAGCAGAUUAGAGGGGAGGGGGGAUAGAUCCGCGUCUGGAGUGCUGGGUAGCAGAAGCGGCGGCGGUGAGGUAGUUCGGAGGAGCGGCGGGUAAUUUUUUUGGGGGCGUUGGGAAAGGGGUUGCGGUUGUAGGUGGCCUGCGAAGGGUGGUGGAACAGGUUAGGAUGAGUGUUUGAGCGAGAGGGCGACGGGGAGGAGGGAGGGAGGGAGGGAGGGGGGGGAGUAGCCCUGCGAGUGAGUCCGCAUGCAUGGCGUCGAUAGCCGUGUUGAAUCAUGAGCGGCACGCGAACCCUUACUCCGUAGGGGCGGACGAUAUGAUGAAGAAGGGGCCGAAGAUGGCGAAGGUGGGCGCGGACGUGUCGAACGAGCCCCGGGCUUUGAAACGGAAGUCGAUGAGUUUGAACCAGGAGUAUGUGCAGGGGCCGGCGGGCGUGAUGACGGUGGACGUGGCGAAGCUGAGCCGCGAGCAGAGGAGCGAGUUGCGGAAGAAGCUGAAGCGGGGGCUGGAGGAGGUUCGGACGGUGGGGUGCAAGAUCGAGGCGUGGCUGGAGGUUCUUGCGAAGGGGAGGCAGCGGGCGGGGGGGUUGGGAUCGGAGAGCAAGCAGCAUUCGCAGGGGAGCGAGGCUAAAUCGGGUCGGGGGGCGGAGACGUGGCAGGGGAGGAAGGAGGUGGCGUCGGUGGUGUCGGAUCCGGCGUCGUCGUCGGGCGAGACGCCCCGAGACAUGCCGAAGGAGAUGUCGCAGAGGGAGGCUCGGCUGGCGCGUCAGGCGAGCGUGGCGGUACCGGAGGCUUCGGGCGGGACGCCGAGCGAGAAGAUGAAGCGGACGCCGAAAGCGAACGCGCUGUACGUGAACUCGGAGUUCGUGUCGGGGAAGGACAAGAUGCCGGCUCCGGAGAAGGCGAAGGCGAAGAGGGGGGUGGGGGAGAAGGGGACCCUUGAUGGGAGGGACCCUCGGCGGCAGAAGGUGGAGGCGGCGCGGGGCAAGAGGAUGGGCGAGAUGUUGAAGCAGUGCAUGACGCUGCUGCGGAAGCUGAUGACGCACAAGCACGGGUGGGUGUUCAACGAGCCGGUGGACGCGGAGAAGCUGGGGCUGCACGACUACCACUCGAUCAUAAAGAAGCCGAUGGAUCUGGGGACGAUCAAGAAGAAGCUGCACCUGAAGCAGUAUGCGUCGCCGUUGGAGUUCGGGGAGGACAUUCGGUUAACGUUUUCGAAUGCGAUGACGUACAACCCGGUGGGGCACGACGUGUACGUGAUGGCGGAGCUGCUGAAGAACAUGUUCGAGGAGUGGUGGAAGAACAUGGGGAGGAAGGUGGAGGAGGAGAGGAGGCGAUGCGGGAAGGAGGAGGAGAUGCUGGCGAACGACGAGGACUCGGUGGAGGAGAGCGGGGAGGUGCGGAGGGGGGAGAGGGAUGUGGUGUCGUUGACGCGGGGGAAGGCGAGCUCGCGGAUGGGUUCGCAGCCGAAGCCGCGGCCGGAGGAGGUGGGGAAGAGAGCGAUGACGUUCGAGGAGAAGAGGAAACUGAGCGUGAACUUGGAGAGGCUUCCGGGGGACAAGCUGGAGCGGAUUGUACAGAUCAUAAAGAAGAGGAAUCCGGAUUUGGGGCAGAACGAGGACGAGAUCGAGGUGGACAUAGACUCGUUCGACAACGACACGCUGUGGGAGCUGGAUCGGUUCGUGACGAACUACAUGAAGAGCAGGGGGAAGAGGGCGAAGUCGAAGGCACAGGCGCAAUACGGGGACGUUGAGAUGGCGGAAGCAGGCGAUGGGGAGGGGCGCAGAGGUGGAACUGGCGGGGAAGAGGGUGAGAGGGAUGUAGAUAUCGGCGACGACGUGGGCGCGACGAAAUUCGCGCCGGUAGUGAUCGACAACGGGAGAGAAUCGAGCAGCUCGGGGAGUGACAGCAGCGACUCGGGGAGCUCGGACAGUGAUUCGGAUUCCGGGAGCUCGUCGGGGAGUGAAUCGGAUGCCGAGGAUGGGCAGACUGGUGGUGGUGGUGGUGGUGGUGGUGGGGGUGGAGGUGGAGGCAAAGCAUCACAUGACAAGUUUGGGAAUAAGCCGGUGGAUAAGCUGCGAAAGUUAGGGGGUUCUGGGGCGUGGUGUGGGAUGGAAGAGGUGAAGGUGGUGGUUUUGGAGAGCGGGGGGUUGUGGAUGCGAGCGAAGGACGGGCGUGGUGACGGAGGAUGGGGGGGGGGUGUGUUUUUUGUGGAUGCAGGGGACGGUGGGGCGAACGAUGGGGAGGGUGUGGUCGUGAGGGUGGCGGCGCAGGAGAAGAGCAGUUCGGGGCGGCAACUAUCGCCGCAGCAGCAGUUGCGGGCAGCCCUACUGAAAGGGCGAUUCGCGGAUCUAAUAGUGAAGUCUCAGGAGAGGGCGCUUCUGGAGAAGAAGAACGAGAAAGUGGACCCGGAGAAGUUGAAGAGGGAUCGGGAGGAGAUGGAGAGGAGGCAAAGAGAGGAGAAGGCGAGGCUGCACGCAGAGGCGAAGGCAGCGGAGAUGACGAAGAGGAAGGCGGAAGCGGAGGCUGCGCUACUGGUGAGGCAAAAGAGGGAGGCGGAGCGCGAAGAGGCUCGUAGAGAGCUGCAGCAGAUGGAGAGGACAGUGGAGAUAGACGAGAACAGCGGAAUACUGAAGGAUUUGGAAAGGCUGCGGUCGGUACCGUUGGAGGCGAUGUUGGGAGGAGGGCACGAUGCGGGGAACGGGGAUGAGGGGUCGGCGGAUGGUUCAUCGACGAUCGCGUUGCAGGGCGGGAGCAAUCCGCUGGAGCAGUUGGGGCUGUACAUGAGGAACGACGACGACGAGGAGGAGGCGCACGAGGAGGAGGAGGGGGAGAUGGACGGGGAGUCGGCGCAGGCGGUGAAGACGGACGAAGAGGACGAGGUGGUGGACGUGGAGGACGGCGAGAUCGACGUGGAAUAGGCGGGGGGGGGGAUGGGAGGGGAGGGGAUGGAGGCGUGAGGCACGGGGUAAUAGGGUCUUGGUUGCGGGUUCUGUCGUAGCAAUGAAACAGGUAUACGGAAGAGCUGGGAGAGCUCGGUACCUGGCGGAGGUACGGAGAGCUGCCAGGCAUUGUACAAUGGAUAUGUAUGAAGAGAGACCCCAGGACGGUAGGAGUCCGUCCCGCCCAGCCCAGCCGAGGUGAGGGUGUGGAUAGGGUAGGAAACGGUGGGGCUUUUGUGAUGUAAAGGGUGGGAAAGGGGGGAAAUUGAAGAAGAGGAUGUGAAACGAGGAGAUUGGAAUAGGAAUGGAGGGGAAUGUACAUGAAGACGGCGUGGAUGCGUGUGGUGUGGUGUGGUGUGGUGUGGUGGAAUGGCUUGUGGGUGGAGAGAUAGGGUGUGAAUGGUAGUGCGUUUGGAUUUGAUAUCGGUGAGCGAGUUGAUCGUAUUCCGAUAGAGCAGGAUGUGGGCCUGGUUUGGGGAGAGAUUGGGUGUAUUGUGAUGAUGUUUGUGGUGUGGGGAUGAGGUAGUGUGCGUGUGUUACCACCGGUCGCUUUGACGGAGGACGGAAGAACAAGGGUAUGUAUGGAAUGUGGUGUGCGGGUUAUGUGGGAUGGAAUUGUAACUGGAAUGGUGCGUUAGGGGACGUAGAGAAUGUAGAACGUAACUUAUGAAUAACACAUUAUGAACUUUUUUAAUGGGUUUA